Molecule: messenger RNA, 1995 nt
Organism: Closterium sp. NIES-65
Lineage: Eukaryota; Viridiplantae; Streptophyta; Zygnematophyceae; Desmidiales; Closteriaceae
Source: the annotation of a GenBank genome assembly
AUGCACUCUAUCUUUCGUUUUAGGCACAUUGGAGCCUACUGUGACUAUAACAAGUGGUAUCAGAGCCCCUUGGAGCAGUUUCGACAAUGGCUGGACCUGAGGAAAGGGGUGGCAGAGGUGCUGGUGGCAGUGGAGAAGCCCAAGCUCAAGGCCAACCUCGUGACUAAGCCAUGGCGCCCGUGCAACCAGGUGCUACCUCCUACUAGGUCAAGUGUUGGGGAGCAGCCAAAUCCGUCACAUCAAGCCUUUCAGCGUGAACCAAAGAAGAGACAAAAGGCAUGGGCUGCUCUCAAGGGUGUGCACGCUCCUGCAACAGCCGCGGUAGCUGUGGUGUUGGAACUGCAAAUGGCGACACUACGAAUUGAAGAGGAUGAAGCGGUUGAAGAAGGGGUGCAGAAAUUCUUUGACUUGUUGACGCGGCUUGAGGGAGCUGAUUUGAACUAUAGUGAGCUCCAAAAGAAGACCAAGUUGCUGGCCCUACUCCUUGAGUCAUGGUCCUCGCUCAUCAUCAACCUUAAUCGCGACUUGCCCCGCCUCUCGCUUGAAGACAUGAAGCGAGCUAUCCUUCAAGAGGAUUUCCGCCGCCGUGAGUUGGCGAGUGCGGAUGGCGCUGGGACAGCGAGCAUCGGCCGUGGAUAUGGUCGAGGAAGAGGUAGAGGACAAGGGGGAGGAAGGUUUGGUGGCAGCAACUUCGGCGGAGGCCGCGGGAGUGGCGGUUACGGCAGCGAUGACAAGAGCUACGGACGCGGUCGCGGCCGAUUCGACGGCGAGUGUCAGUAUUGCCACAAGAGCGGACACAUGUGGCGCGACUGCUACAAACUCCCCGAUGGUUGGACCCCUGCUCAAGGCCAAGAGGGUAGAGGAGCAGGUGGAGGGAGAGGAAGAGGCCGUGGAGGUCGUGGCGGUCGCGGUGGCGGAGCUGCAAACAUGAAGAGCGGAGACAACGACAAGGACCCGAGCGACGAUCGAUACCCGGGUCUAUUCUACUUCGUGUUGACGCAAGUACCGGCUGAUCCAGAGAAGGAUGAAGGCUUUGAGGAGCCAGCAGCUGUGGGGAAGGUGACCCUACACCCCCUGGACUUUUGGGUGAUUGAUAGUGGCGCUACCUAUAGCAUGACACCUCGCCCGGACUUGCUCACUGAACUCGAGCCGUCACCGGUGAAGCAUGUCACAUCGGCUUUGGGGCAGCGAGCAGAGGUGAAAUGCAUGGGGAAGGCCAUGUUCAAGGGUGCUGAUGGGAAGAUGGUGGGCCUCAAGAACGUGAUUUGGGUGCCCAGCCUUGCUGCAAACCUGAUUUCCGUGCGGCGGUUGGCAAAGGCCGGCAUGGACACGAACUCGAAGAGAGCCAAAAUCUACACCGCAAGGCUUGGCGAUCGAAUUCUUUGGGACCUUCAUGAGGACAGGAAUGUAUACAACGAGAUGUGGCAGAUCCUAGUGGUCCCUAUGCCUAAGGAGAGGCAAGUGGCAGCAAGCAUCAGCACCAAGGAUGGAGCGGUUGGUAGCGACGAUGGCGCGAACGGUCGCGCUAAGGAGAAUGAGCUCAAGAAGAGCAAACCUGGAGGGACCAGCAAGUUCAGUGAACCUAAGGAGAGUGGUGCAGCAACCAAGGAGCAGCAAAAGGUUGAGGAGAACCCUAAGGCAGCAGCGGAGGAGGACUACAGAGAGAGUAUGUGGGGCGCUAUUGCGAGCGCGGCAUUCUCCAAUCCAACUUCGGCUACGGGGGAGUGUGAUUGGCUCACCUUGCAUCGGCGCAUGGGGCAUGUGGCCCUGCCCAUCUUGCAGCAGCUAGUGAAGAAUGAGAUGGUUGCUGGCAUACGUGUAAAGGGGGAGCCCAAUGAGGUACUUGGCUGCCCGACGUGCAUGCAAGCCAAGUUCACCCGAUUCCCGUUCUCUAGUUCGGAGGCGACGGCUAAGGCACCGCUUGAUGAGAUAGCUUCGUCCAGUGCAGAGGCUGAGAUCUACGCCGGUGCCAUGGCGGCACAGGAGCUUCGUUAG